GAGGCACAGAACAAAUUAGAAUUUUUGAAAUCUAUAUAUUGCGAGGAUGAAUAUUGCAGCUAUUGCUCCGACGUUGCAUGCAGCUAUUGCUCCAACAUUGCAUGGCGAGUGGAUCAGGGUGGAGCAAAGAGGAAAGGGACCAGGACCGAGAAGUUCACACGCCGUAGCCGUGGUCGGAGAUAAGUUAUACUCAUUCGGCGGCGAGUUAACAUCCAAUGUCCCCAUCGACAAAGACCUUCACGUCUUUGACCUCAACACUCACACUUGGUCAAUCGCUCCGGCCACCGGAGACAUCCCGACCCUCAAUUUCUUAGGGGUCGCCAUGGUGGCCGUUGGACUCAAGCUCUACGUUUUCGGUGGCCGUGAUGCGUCCCGAAAGUACAAUGGAUUUUACUCGUACGAUACGGUGAAAAACGAGUGGAAGCUUGUGACUGGUGUCGAGGAAGGACCCGAGGCUCGUAGCUUCCACUCGAUGGCUUCGGAUGCAGAGAACGUGUACUUGUUCGGUGGGGUAAGUAAAACCACGCGGCUCAAGACGCUAAACGCGUUUAACGUUGCUGAUGAGAAGUGGGUUCAGCUACCGACUCCUGGUGAUUCUUGCAAAGAAAGAGGAGGAGCAGGUCUUGUAGCGGUUCAAGGCAAGUUAUGGGUGUUAUACGGGUUUAGUGGAGACGAGUGUGAUGAUGUUCAUUGCUUUGAUGUGGAUCGCAACGAGUGGACUAAAGUAGAGACUACUGGAGAGAAGCCUUCGCCGAGGAGCGUUUUCGCGUUUGCUGCUGUUGGAAAAUAUGUAAUAGUAUUUGGAGGUGAGAUCGAGAUGGACCCUCAGGCCCAUGUUGGUCCUGGGAAGUUGUGUGGUUUAGGUUUCGUGUUGGACACGGAAACGUUGAAGUGGAAGAAACUGGAAGAUGGAGGAGAGGAGACGUGGCCAGGACCGCGUGGUUGGUGUGCAUCGACGGCUGCGACGGUCAAUGGAAAGAAAGGGAUGCUGAUGUUUGGUGGGAAGUCCCCGACCAACGACCGCUUUGAUGAUCUCUACUUCUAUGAACUGAAUCAGCAUAAUGCUCUCAUCAACGUUCGUGUUGGAAUAUUUUAAUCUCAUAAUUAAGGAGAUUUGUGAGACUUGAUGUAAAAUACCUAAAAAUAAAUAGUGUGUCUCUGCCAUGUGGUUUGAAAGAAGUUGUGAUUGAAUCAUCAUAGUCUGUUUUUCUUAUUAAAUGAAUAAUGUGUGUCUCUGGUUGCAGUUUGAAAUGUGUUUGUUGUACGUGAUUUAAUCACCAGUGUUUUUUAAAUAAAUUAAUAAUGUAAACUACUUUGUAUAAUAAUAUAAAUAAAGAGCGUGGAUUGUAUCCA
Molecule: messenger RNA, 1353 nt
Organism: Eutrema salsugineum
Lineage: Eukaryota; Viridiplantae; Streptophyta; Magnoliopsida; Brassicales; Brassicaceae
Product: nitrile-specifier protein 2
Exons: 2
Coding region: 47-1096 (349 amino acids)
Biological process (GO): nitrile biosynthetic process
Cellular component (GO): cytosol; nucleus
Molecular function (GO): protein binding; enzyme regulator activity
Source: RefSeq, a predicted model, not a curated record